GCUAAAAUAGCAGCCAAUCAAAUGAAAGACUUUGAUUGGAUUUCCGAAAAGGAGAGAAUGGAAAUGGCAGUAGCUGAAAAAAGGAAGAAAGAAUUGGAAGAAUUGGAAGCAAAACUGAGUUUGGAUGAGCUCCCGAAAAUAGAAGCCGAAAAGGAGAGAAAAGAAAUGGCACUAGCUGAAAAAAAGCGGCUAGCAUUGGAAGCUAUACGGUUGGAAGAAGAAAGACUAAUGGCGCGAUAUAAAGAUGUGUUCGAGAAAAUAAAAGCCAACCAAAUGGGAGACUUCCAUUGGAUUUCCCUAAAGAUGAGAAGUGAAAUGGCACUACUUGAAGAAAAGAGGCAAGAAAUUGAGACAGGGAAGAAAAAAGAAACGGAACGAAAAAAGAAGAGGAAGAUGAGGAAACGAGACGUGGAGUAUGGGCUCUUCGAACUGGACAGACGUCUGCUGGAGGGUACUGGGGUAGAACAUCCUGCUGUUCCAAAAUGAUAUGCAAUAAAAGCUGCACGUAGGAGUCAACGUGAACGUCU
Messenger RNA from Biomphalaria glabrata, 527 nucleotides. RefSeq lists its product as uncharacterized. NCBI's taxonomy places the organism in Eukaryota, Metazoa, Mollusca, Gastropoda, Planorbidae. The transcript is spliced from 8 exons. The record is from RefSeq and is a predicted model, not a curated record. Bases 22 to 486 code for a protein of 154 amino acids.